AUGGGGUUUGUUAAAGUAGUCAAAAACAAGCAGUAUUUUAAAAGGUACCAAGUGAAAUUCAAGAGGCGUCGUGAAGGAAAAACCGACUAUUACGCCCGUAAACGCUUAAUUGUUCAGGAUAAGAACAAAUACAACACCCCUAAGUACCGGCUCAUUGUUCGUCUCUCCAAUAAAGAUGUAACUUGCCAAAUUGCCUAUUCACGAAUUGAAGGUGACCAUAUUGUCUGUGCUGCUUACUCGCACGAACUUCCUCAAUAUGGUGUUAAGGUAGGCCUUACUAAUUAUGCUGCUGCAUAUUGUACUGGAUUGUUGCUGGCCAGACGUUUGCUACAAAAAUUGGGGCUUGACUCCCUAUACACCGGGGCUACUGAAAUUACUGGUGACGAGUACAAUGUAGAACCUGUGGAUGAUGGACCAGGUGCUUUUAGGUGUUACUUAGAUGUGGGCCUUGCACGUACCACCACAGGAGCUCGCGUAUUUGGAGCAAUGAAAGGGGCUGUGGAUGGUGGUCUUAAUGUCCCACAUUCCAUUAAAAGAUUCCCCGGAUAUGAUGCAGAAUCUAAAAAGUUCAAUGCUGAAGUGCACAGGGCACAUAUAUUUGGUUUACAUGUUGCUGAAUAUAUGCGUAAUCUUGAACAGGAAGAUGAAGAUUCAUUCAAGAGGCAAUUUGGCAAAUACAUCAAACUUGGUGUCAAUGCCGAUGCAAUUGAAACUAUCUACAAAAAAGCACAUGAGGCAAUUCGUGCUGAUCCAUCUCAUAAGAAGAAGGAAGCUAAGAAAGAUAUUGUCAAGCAAAAGAGAUGGAACAAACGCAAAUUGACUCUUGCAGAGAGGAAGAACAGGAUCAAGCAGAAGAAGGAGUCCUUUAUAAAGAAACUGCAGGCUCAGGCAGAAGCU
This is a messenger RNA of Iphiclides podalirius (scarce swallowtail), 897 nucleotides long. The record is from the annotation of a GenBank genome assembly. NCBI's taxonomy places the organism in Eukaryota, Metazoa, Arthropoda, Insecta, Lepidoptera, Papilionidae.